Molecule: messenger RNA, 654 nt
Organism: Rotaria sp. Silwood1
Lineage: Eukaryota; Metazoa; Rotifera; Eurotatoria; Philodinida; Philodinidae
Source: the annotation of a GenBank genome assembly
AUGGAAUCAAAUGGUGAAAGUGAGUCAUGCCAUCAAGCAAAACAAGAUGAGAAAAAACAUAUAUACAUGAAAACACAAAUUGAAGAUUUAUUCGAUAAACUUUCAACAACAAGAGAAUUAAACUCUACGUCAGUCAAUACAGUUAAUGUUGCUAAUAAACAUGAUGAACUUAUUCAUUUUAAUCCCGAUGAUGUUAACGGAAAAGAUGUUGCAAUGGAAAAUUUAGAACAUUGUGAAAUAUUCAUGAAAGGUAUUCCAUCAUCAUUACAUAUAAAAAAUCUUCAUGGUUGUGUUAUAAUUGUUGGUCCUUGUUCAAGAUCAGUUGAUAUUGAUGAAUGCCAUCAAUGUGAAUUUGCUUUAGCUUGUCAACAAUUACGUGUUCAUACAAGCGAUGAAUGCGACUUCUACAUUCAUAUAACAGCAAAACCAAUUAUUGAAGAUUGCCAUCGUUGUAGAUUUGCUCCAUACAAUGUUGAAUAUCAAUCAAAACAACAUGAUAUUGCACAAAGUGGUCUUGUUUGGGCAGUAGAUUAUUGGGAUGAUGUUUUAGAUUUCAAUCAUAAGACACCAGAUGUGCAUUCACCUAAUUGGGAAACAAUUGAAGAAGAAGAACGAAAAGGAUGGUCACUAGAUGUACCAUCGUCAUUUUCUUAG